AUGACGGCAUCCCGUUUUCAUAUCUUACUGACGAUUUUGCUAGCUACAGCCGUACAACAAUCUUCAUCCUUCUCGGUUGUACCUGCUGCAACGUCAGUGCAAUCAUCUCGGUCUCCAAAGUUCACAUCGGCAAGAUUCACUAGUACCAGUCUUCAGAAUGAUGCCACCGAUGGCACUGAGGAAGUGUCUUUGACGUCUGAGGAAAAGAAAAAAGUAGUUGGAAACUUGGUUUCUGAUGACGAGUGGGAAGGCUUGGGUAUGGAAUUGGCGGAAUUGGUCCGACUGGCUGUCGUGGAGGACUUGAAGAAGAACGCUCGGGAAUUUUUGGGCAAGGAUGAGUACAAGCUGGGUGACAUUAGUAAGGAAAUUGACGAUCGUGUCAAGACUGAAGUCGCCAAAGUCAGAGGAAAGGAUGAAUACGAACUUGGUGACUUUGUCAUGGCGAUGGAUGAAAUGUCCAAGAGUAUGACCGAAGACUUGACUGGCAAACCAUAUGAGGCUGGAGACUUGUCGGUGGAAUUGGAUUCUCGCAUCAAAUCUUCCGUCGCCAACUUUUGUGGAAAGGAAGAGUAUGAGUUUGGAGACUUGAGCAACGAAAUCGACAAGCGCGUCAAGGACCGUGUAGCAGAGUUCACAGGGAAAGGUGAAUAUGAAUUUGGGGACAUCUCGAAAGAAAUUGAGAGUCGCAGAAGGUCUUGGGUGAAGGAUUUUCUUGGAGAAGAGGCAGCCUCGAACUACCAAUUUGGAGAUGUUACAAAGAAAGCAAUAUCUUCCUUCACGGGAAAGGACGACUACGAAUUUGGAGAUGUUACCAAGAAGAUUGUUGGCAGUAUUUUUGGUCCCCGAAAGGGCAAGAAAUGA
Molecule: messenger RNA, 861 nt
Organism: Cylindrotheca closterium
Lineage: Eukaryota; Bacillariophyta; Bacillariophyceae; Bacillariales; Bacillariaceae
Source: the annotation of a GenBank genome assembly